UGUAUCUCUACUCUAGACUCCAGUCCAGCUCUACAGACAAACAAGUCUUUUGAUAUUUAUCAAUCUAGUUACCUAUACGACAGCUACAACUACACCAUACCUACACAAUGAUCCUCUCCACCACCACCAAAACCCUCCCAACCCAAACCCAAACCCAACCCCACCCCCAACCCAUCCCUGAGAACAUAACCCUCGGCACAAAAACCCGCCUCCCAGAAUUUAACCUCGCCGGCAAGAUCAUCUGCAUCUCCGGCGCAGCCCGCGGCCUAGGCCUCACCCAAGCAGAAGCCCUCCUCGAAGCCGGCGCCACCGUCUACGCCCUCGAUCGUCUAGAAGAACCUGACCCGCAUUUCUACACAGUGCAGAGCCGCGCCAAGACCGACCUCUCUACAACCCUGCACUACCGUCGCAUCGACGUGCGUGACACGACGCUCCUCAAUCGGGUAAUCGAGGAUAUCGCAAACACGCACGGCCGACUUGACGGGCUUAUUGCCGCGGCCGGCGUACAGCAGGAAACCCCCGCGCUGGAGUACACGGCCGCCGACGCGAGCCGGUUGCUGGAGAUUAAUGUGACGGGGGUUUUUAUGACUGCGCAGGCGGUGGCGAGGCAGAUGAUUCGCUUCGGGAUGGGUGGGAGUAUUGUGUUGAUUGCGAGUAUGAGUGGGACGGUUGCUAACAGGGACCUGUCCUGCCCCGCCUACAACGCCAGCAAAGCCGCCGUCCUGCAACUAACCCGCAACCUAGCCAUGGAAUGGGGUCCGUACAAUAUCCGGGUUAAUUCGCUGUCCCCCGGGUACAUUCUGACAUCCAUGAUGACUGAUUUGUUUGAGGAGUAUCCCGAGAGAGCGAGUGAGUGGCCGAGACAGAAUAUGUUGGGACGGUUGUCGAGGCCCGAGGAGUAUCGGGGGGCUGCUGUGUUUUUGUUGAGUGAGGCAAGUGGGUUUAUGACGGGGAGUGAUUUGAGGGUUGAUGGGGGGCAUGCGGCGUGGUAGGGUUGAUUUGGAGGGGUGUGGUUUGUUCUUGUGCACUCUGUACUCUGUACUUCUCUGGUUAGUUGGUUUAAUAUGUAUAAUUUUUGUGUUGUACGAGACAAGGUUGGCUAGACGAUGCACAUGAUAUGACAUCCAUG
Aspergillus glaucus CBS 516.65 is the source of this 1129-nucleotide messenger RNA. RefSeq names its product putative short chain dehydrogenase. Gene Ontology annotation, molecular function: oxidoreductase activity, acting on NAD(P)H, oxygen as acceptor. NCBI's taxonomy places the organism in Eukaryota, Fungi, Ascomycota, Eurotiomycetes, Eurotiales, Aspergillaceae. Bases 108 to 992 code for a protein of 294 amino acids. Gene Ontology annotation, cellular component: intracellular anatomical structure. The record is from RefSeq and is a predicted model, not a curated record. The transcript has 3 exons.